GUCCGUGGGCGGCCAGGAACCAGUUCAAGCCAAGCUAUAAGAGGAGAAAUAAAUCUGCCAGCACCACUCAACUCUCCCCUCCAACCUCUGUAUCUUGUUGGUCUGAGAUGAAGAGUAUAAUGGCGCAGACGCCCCACGACUCAUCCUUCUCCUUCUCCCGCCGCCACUUCCACUGGAUUAUAGCCAGAGUGGAAGGCACCGUCGGCUCCAAGAGCAGCCCCAACAGCACAGAGGACGAGGAGAUCCUCGGCCCCGCGUUCACCGCCUCCGACGCUUGCACAGAACUCCCACCCCGCCCGUCCACCGCCUCCGACGCUUGCACAGAUCUCCCACCCCGACCCCGAUCCGCAGUGGCUCGAAUCCGCUCGGUGCUGACUGCCGCGUUCUCCGGUCGACCCGCUCGCUCUGCCGUGCUGGGCGCCCGCCUCUUGGGCACCCUCUACGGCCCACGGCGUGGCAAGGUCCGCUUCGCCUUCCAGAAGAAUCCUCACGACUCCCCGGCGCUUAUUUUCGAGCUGGAGAUUCCCACCGGGUCUCUUGUAAAGGAGAUGGCUUCCGGCGUAGUGCGCGUCGCUCUAGAGUGCGAGCGCAGGGAUGGGAAGGUGAGGCUGGUGGAGGAGCGACAGUGGCGAGCAUAUUGCAAUGGGAGGAAGUGCGGGUCGGCGGUGCGUGCCAAUUGUGGUGCCGGGGACUGGCGCGUGGUGCGUGCGGUUGAGCCGGUGACCAUGGGAGCCGGAGUGCUGCCAGCGGAGGCGGAGGAGGAGGAGGGGGAGGGGGAGGUGAUGUAUAUGAGGGCGAGGUUUGAGAGGGUGGUGGGAUCUAAGGACUCGGAGGCUUUUUAUAUGAUUAAUGCGAAGGGGAACGGUGGAGGGUCCGAACUCAGCAUCUAUUUUCUUAGAGUUUAAUAUGGAGAAAAUUGGGUAUUUUAAUUUGGGUGAUUAGUGGUAAUAAGUGUUGGGUUCGGCUCUUAAUUAUUCUAUCUUUUCUCUGAAACUUGUUUUUAUGUUGUGAAACGGAAAAUUUUGGUUCGUGGAUGUUUGUGUAGUUAUUCGAUUUCGGCCAUUCAACUCAGAUUGAAUUCAUCAUGAUUUAGUUUAAUGAAUGGGAUCGGAUAAUUAGAAAUCUAACAAUCUACUCAAAAUGUUUGCGAUCCCAACCCAUACGACUCAUUUGUAGCAAAUAUAUGUGUUAUUAAUAGUUUCAUGGGUU
Messenger RNA from Phalaenopsis equestris, 1209 nucleotides. RefSeq names its product protein MIZU-KUSSEI 1-like. The coding region runs from base 108 to 905 and encodes 265 amino acids. NCBI's taxonomy places the organism in Eukaryota, Viridiplantae, Streptophyta, Magnoliopsida, Asparagales, Orchidaceae. The record is from RefSeq and is a predicted model, not a curated record. Gene Ontology annotation, biological process: hydrotropism. The transcript has a single exon.